Molecule: messenger RNA, 1008 nt
Organism: Pogona vitticeps (central bearded dragon)
Lineage: Eukaryota; Metazoa; Chordata; Lepidosauria; Squamata; Agamidae
Product: trace amine-associated receptor 1-like
Biological process (GO): G protein-coupled receptor signaling pathway
Cellular component (GO): membrane
Molecular function (GO): trace-amine receptor activity
Source: RefSeq, a predicted model, not a curated record
AUGCAGUUAUGCUAUGAAUCCAUCAACAGUUCUUGCAUUAAAAACAGCUGGUCAAUUAGCAUGCAUAUUACCAUGUACACCUUCAUGUUAUGUGUGAUCCUGGCCACUGUAGCUGGCAACUUGACUGUCAUCAUCUCAAUAGCGCACUUCAAGCAACUCCACACACCCACCAAUUUCCUCAUCCUCUCUAUGGCCACUGUGGAUUUCCUCCUAGGAUUCUUUGUCAUGCCGUAUAGCAUGAUCAGGUCAGUGGAGAACUGCUGGUAUUUUGGAGAAUUCUUCUGCAAAUUCCACACUAGUGUCGAUAUCAUGCUGAGCACAGCAUCCAUCUUCCACUUGUCAUUUAUCUCUAUUGACCGCUACUAUUCUGUGUGUGACCCUCUGCGAUAUAAAGCAAAGAUAAACACUUGUGUUGUGUUAAUCAUGAUUGUUGUGAGUUGGAUAUUCUCUGCCAUGUUUGGCUUUGGACUGAUCUUCUUACAGUUGAACAUGAUCGGAGCAAAAGAGACAUUCUACAAACUCAUCUAUUGUGCGGGAGGCUGCUUUGUAUUCUUCAACGAAACUUCUGGGGUUGUGGCCUCUGUGGUUUCUUUUUACAUCCCCGGAUUUAUCAUGUUAUGUGUCUAUGGGAAGAUAUACAUUGUAGCCAGAAGGCAGGCCAUAGCCAUUAAAGCUGUUGCGAACCAAGUGCAAGUAAGAUUUGAAAUGGAGCAUCAGAUUUCACGUAGCAGAGAAAGAAAGGCUGCCAAGACUUUAGGUACAGUGGUCGGAGUUUUUCUCAUCUGUUGGUUCCCAUUCUUCUUCUGCACUGCCACAGAUCCCUUCAUGAAUUACACAACCCCGCCCAUUCUCAUUGAUGCACUGGUUUGGUUUGGUUACUUGAACUCUACAUUAAACCCCAUUCUUUAUGCAUAUUUUUACCUAUGGUUUCGAAAGGCCUUGAAGAUGAUUUUACUGGGGAAGGUUUUUCAGCAUGAUUCAUCCAGAACUCAACUACUUUCGGAGUGA